This is a messenger RNA of Blepharisma stoltei, 1541 nucleotides long. The record is from the annotation of a GenBank genome assembly. NCBI's taxonomy places the organism in Eukaryota, Ciliophora, Heterotrichea, Heterotrichida, Blepharismidae.
AUGUCAAUUGAUCUCAAAAGAAACAGGUCUACAAGGAUAAUCGAUUCCCCAAGCCGCUCAAAAAUUGUAAAACUCGCAGACUCCAGACCUAUGACAUCUUCAUCAAAUUCAAAGAAAUUUGAGUUUAUCGUUACCCCAGAAGUCUACCACACAGCAAGCACAAUUCAUAAAACCCCAGGCAGGCAUUCCAAAAAUGCUGCACUUCUCCUAAACUCAGCCUCCUCAAAAAAAUUUGAAUUGACCAAAGCUGAAUCUCUGGCCCAUCUUCAAGAACAAAAUCGAGUACCUACCCCUCUUAACUUAAGCAUGGAAAAAAAAAUGCCAAGAAAAUCGAGGGCAAGUUCAAAUACCCCGUCAAAAAAUAAGCCAAAGCAAGUCCCAAUUUCUAAGGCUGAAGGAGAAAUGAUUCUAUUUAAAGAAAUAUUUGUACAGCCAAAAGAAGAAAAAUUAAUGAAACUUAAAACAAUUUUGGCGUCCCAACAAUUUGAUGAUUUGUUGCUGGAUAAAAAGAAUAUACUGGAUUUAAAUGAAUUUUAUUGGGAAUUUUUUUUUAAAAAAAAUUAGGAAAUUUUUAUAGAAAAUAGAAUAAAAAUUUUUUGAGCCCAAAAUCAACUGUAAAAUCAAUAAAUAAAAUAGAAAACGAAGUAGCUCAAGUAAGAGGGGAUAAAUGCUUUUUUAAUCAUCAAAUACAAGUACAGCCUCCUGAAGGGUUAAAUGCAACUGUUGCAGCUCCUUUAACACCUGGUGGAGGUUGGGCACCUUCAAUACCAGCUGGCAACGACGCUUUACAAAAUACAUCCUUAAAAGAUCUAGUUUUACGCGCAAAGGCUGGGGUUCAAGCUGGCGACGUCCAAAAAGAAGCCCACAUGUCCUUUUGCCUUGGAGCUAUGAAUGAAGAAAACCAAAACUACAAGGAAUCUGCAAGGUUCUAUAAGCGAUUUUUCUUUUGUGCAAGGCUACUUGACGACCCUGUAGGUGCUGCAUUAGCCUUAAACCGUCUAGGAGUUGUUUAUUACAAUAUGAAUAAGCUUGAAAAGAGCAUACAAUUUCAUAUGAAACAUUGUGAAUUUUCUGACAAAGAAAACAAAUUUGCAGCUUAUUAUAAUUUAGGAAUAACUUCAAGAUUAGUAGGAAAAUAUGGUGAAUCAGUACAGUAUUUUACCAAAGCCUUAAAUUGGGCUAAUAAAAGAGGUGAUUAUGAGUCACAAUGCAUAAGCUUAGGGCAGCUUGGAAUGUCAUUUUUAAGCUUAGGAGAAGAUUUAAAUGCGAAACAAAAUUUAGAAGCUUGCAUUCAAUUUGCGACGAGGAUAAGGAAUCCUAAAAUUCAGCUAGACACAUUGCUUGCCCUUGGGUUUUUGACUAGUAAGCUUGAAGACUGGGAGCUUUCAAGCGAGUAUUUCCAUUCUGCUAUAAAACCAGCAAGGCUUCUAGGGGAAAAUGAAGUCGCUGAUAAAUGUUCCUGCAAUGUAGGAAUUGUUGACGCCAAUAGAUGCUUUUUUGCAAAACAAAAAGAAAUACUGAAAAUAUGCUCGAAUAAAUAG